AUGGUUUCAUUGCCCAUUAUCAACGAGUCUACCAGAGACUCUCGUCCUGCCCGUGAUAACUUGGUUUUAUUAAUUUCAGCAUCUACCACUCUGUCACCAAACAGCACAUCACCACCAGAUGUGUGUAACAAAUACAACGUCCUAAACGGAGGAGAUCGCGCUCAAGGGAGCGCAUCGCAGGACAAUGCUAAAUGCGAUAAUAAGCUGGAUCCAGGAUGGUACCGUUUCCAAGGUGCUGCCGGGGAUCGGAUACCUGAUAAAUGUGUUCCUAAGGACCACUGUGGUACUCAUGCUCCAGGCUGGUUGCAGGGAAAUCACCCCACAGUCGCCGAAGGUGUGGUGACUGGUAAAGUCUGUUAUCACUUUAAAGACAACUGCUGUCUUUGGAGUAACAAUAUCAGUGUGAAGAACUGUGGUGAAUACUUCGUGUACCAGUUAAGGGAGUCGCCUGGUUGCAAAUUGCGGUAUUGUGGUAACGGAGGCGCAGCAACAACAGUGUCGAACCUGUCACCAACCACCACACUGCCACGAACUACCGUGCCACCACCACGAGCUCUUGAGAUGGUCAAUGAAUGUCAAUCAUCUGACCUCAACAAGUGCCACGAGAAAGCGAAUUGUACCAAAACACCUGACUCAUAUAAGUGUACUUGUCUGAAUGGUUAUUUUGGGAAUGGAACU
Molecule: messenger RNA, 678 nt
Organism: Orbicella faveolata
Lineage: Eukaryota; Metazoa; Cnidaria; Anthozoa; Scleractinia; Merulinidae
Biological process (GO): protein phosphorylation; multicellular organism development; cell surface receptor protein tyrosine kinase signaling pathway
Cellular component (GO): plasma membrane; signaling receptor complex
Molecular function (GO): transmembrane receptor protein tyrosine kinase activity; calcium ion binding; protein binding
Source: RefSeq, a predicted model, not a curated record